Molecule: messenger RNA, 4876 nt
Organism: Porites evermanni
Lineage: Eukaryota; Metazoa; Cnidaria; Anthozoa; Scleractinia; Poritidae
Source: the annotation of a GenBank genome assembly
AUGCGGAUUCAGCUUCUUCCGCGCUCUUCGGCAUCCAACAAAGACUUUUACAAGAUUUUCGCCAUUUUGUUUAUUAUAAUCUACUCUUUCUUGUGGGUUUCCAAGCCUGAUUGUGACGAAGAGUUGAGCUGGACCGCCUGUUACAAAAAUGUGAUCAAACUAAAAAGAGAAGUUGUAAAAAAUGAUUCAGCUAAGCGGAUGGAGAGAUAUAUUCUACCUGAAUUGAUACGUAAGGUUUACUUGGACAGAACUCGCGCUGAGUUUUUGAAGCACUGGUGUCGUGAAAGACAUGCCAGGUUGGACUGGGAAGCCAUGUUAUCUCCCUGUGCAGACCAGAUCGUCUGGAACUAUCCAAGGAGAAAAGAAAAUUCUACAGAUCCCAACACAAGCGUUAUCUCACUCUGGGAUAUCAGACCUGUAGGUGAAUACAGUCGUUUUAGUAUUCGGUCACAGACUACGGAAGGCCAUCCAAAGAGGCGGGGUGGAGAUACAUGGAGAGUGGUUCUAAGAGGCCCGUCGUCUAUAUCCCCAACUGUUAUUGAUCAUAACAAUGGAACAUACGAGGUGUUGUUUCUUGUAAUGGAAGCAGGUGUCUACAUAGUGAAUAUAACUUUGGAUUUUACCUUGUGUAAAGGUUUUCUAGAUCCUCCAGUGGACUGGUUUAUAGUGGGUAAGUAAAUCCCUUUUAUCGUUUUCUAAAUGUAGCGCAAACCUACCUACAGGUCCAUAAGGCAGACACCUCACUAAGACCGACACUAGAGUUGAUCUCUGCUGUGCGGACACCUCCCUAAAACAAGACACGUAGGACUGGCCACUGACUUUCUUCAGCCCUUUUCUUUGACUAUGCAUAAGGUGGACACGCGCUGAUCCCAAUGGUGUUCGUUUUAGAGAACUGCAGAACUGUCCGCACUUGAGAGAGUGUAUUACAAAAAAACAAGGAACGGGGAACAGGCUCGGGCGACGAGAAAAUGGAAAAUGGAAACAGAGAACAAAGUUACUGAUAGAGCUGGGGUUUAAGCUUGGUUUUAUUCCCACUUUUGAUUACCCUUCCUCUGCGCUCAUUCUCCACUGCUCGUUACCUGAACAUUCCCCGUUUUAGUAAAAACGCCCGGUUAGCUCAGUUGGGAGAGCGCCGGUCUGCUGAGCGUGAGGCCGUAGGUUCAAACCCCGGCCGGACCAACACUCAGGGUCUUUAAAUAACUGAGGAGAAAGUGCUGCCUUUGUAAUAACAUCUGCAAAUGGUUAGACUUUCUAGUCUUCUCGGAUAAGGACGAUAAACCGUAGGCCCCGUCUCACAAGCCCUUGCACAUGUAGUAAAUCUGUGGGACGUUAAAGAACCCACACACUCUUCGUAAAGAGUAGGGCACGUAGUGCCCGGUGUAGUGGUCUAUCUCAGUUUCACACUCAUGUAUGGGUGCAUCAUCACUCAUUCCUUCAGUACUUGUAAACUGCACCUUAAGCAGUCUGGCAAAGUCCCCCAACCAGUGUUGUAAAUUAUCCCUGAAAAGCCCUGUGGGGAGUGGAUAAUAAAAUAUUUACAAUUACAAUUAGUAAAAUCUCUUGAGAGGUACUAGCUGGCGUUAACAGAAGGAGGAUCGACUGUAUGCUUCGACUCAGUUGGCCUACGAGCGUGUUUGAACUUACUUGUUAAGAUAUUACCACAACUGGUGAUAUCACUACUUAUUGCUUUUUUUUAAAAAAAAAAAAAAAAAUUCUCAAGGAAACGCGCAGGGUAAAAAGCAGCGGCACUUAGGAGUUGAAGGAAACAAAGACUUUCUCCAAGCACCACUGUGGAGUGGAAAUCCUGUGCAAAUAACAGUCCCACCAGCCGAGGGCGGUAAGAUACAUUUGAGCUUGUCUGCUUGUUUUAGUUGAUAGAACAGUGAAAGUACGGCAUUGAUAGAAACCUCUAAAUGGCCGACUUAUAGGAAUAUUGCAGUUCUGUUGCUUUUUGUAAUGCAGCAGUCAGUUCUCGUGGUGUUUAGGUAACUUGUGCCGUGUAUUUUUAUCGUUAUUUAAGGACGCCAGUCGCUGUCCAGCAUUUCAGAGGCAUAUUUAAACGGAGUUAGUGGUGCACAUUGUGGUGUCACGUGUAAUUUUAUGUGGGACGGUUAUGGACGUUGGGUGCAAGACACCUGGAAAUCACAUGUUAAAGGUAUGUGUCGAAGGGAAAAAGGUUUUUCAGUAUUUAAGGCAACUUAGUCGUUUAAGGAGAAACACGAAGAGAAGAGGUGGCCGUGAGGUAAGGCUUGAAGAAAAGAUAACAGGAGAGAAGUGGAGGAUGGAGUGGGGUGGAGUGGAGGGGACAGAAAAAGACUUGGAGAUGAAAGGAGAACACCCUCUGGACAGGAGAUAAAACUGGUUGGGAGAUGGAUAAGAUGAGAUAAGUAAGUAAAAAUAGGGAGGAGAAAGGAGAAGAGGGGUGGAGUUGAGGGGAAACACCAACCAGGCAAGAGUGGAGGAGAGGAAAGAGUAUUGAUACAGGUCCAGGGGAAGAAAGGAGAGGAUAAGGGGAAAGAAGAAAUGCGAUGGGGUGAAUGGGAGAGAAUUGUUAGAAGUGGCCACGGAGAACAUUGAAGGGCUGAGGAGACUAGAAACAGGAACGAAGUCGGAAGGACAAAGCAUAAAAAGUGAGGAUGGAGGAAUGAUGGGAUAGGGGAGGGCGACAGAAUGGAUAGAGUGAUGGAGAGGAUAAGAAAUGUACAAAGUCGGAAUCAUGAUGUCCAGGCCCCGGUUGUUCAAAAGAUGGAUAUCACUAGCCAGUGGAUAAGUAUUAGGAAAACCAAUUGCGCUUUCCAGUGGAUAGUUGGAUAGCGUUAUCCACCUUUUAAACAACUGGGGCCAGGAGAGUUAAUCAAGAAGGACCUUGUAGAAGGCGAUAAAAGUUCGCUUUCAGUUUUCCAUGCAAUUGUCUUUUCAGAGUCACAUCGUUAUCAGCAACUCCACGGCAGGGAAUUAAGUACCUUGUGGGUUUAUGGCGAUUCCGUCAACGUCUUCUUUGCACACUCGCUAAAAACGCGAAAAAUUUGUCGGGAAAUUUUUAAGGCGUGUAAUUACAGCUACAACUGGAUUUAUCCAGUUCACAACAUUACAGCUGCCAGGAGAGAAAAUGAUAACUUAGAUUACGACAACGAAAAAGUCUUGCAAACGUUUCGUCAAGUUGUUGAGCGUCCUGAGAUGGAUGAAAGAAGUGCAAUUAUACUGAACUUUGGUCUUCAUUUCGUUGAAAGCGUAAACUUUUCAAAUUACAGGCAACUUAUCGAUGGUUUGGUGAACGUGCUGCAAGGUAAACAUAAAGCCAUGAGAUCAAAUGUAACCCAAAAAAAGUAUCGGGGAACAGUGAUCUGGAAAACUACGACAGCGAUUAAUAAGGAAAAAGCCAGUAAUAUUCAUCUUGGACAUAAGAGAUUUAUAACACAACAGGUAGGCGCUUAUUGCGACAUUAGAGGCUAUUCACAUGAUAUCGGAAUGACUUUCAUUCUGGAACGAGCUCAUGCCAUCUCCAUAUUAUAUUUCUCUGCAUUUGUUUGCAUGAUACCGAAACGACAGUUUUUUUCCCGUACAAGUCAUUCCAGAAUGAGUUCAUUCCGGUUUUCAUUCCUAAUAGAAUUCUCGUUCUAGUACGAAAUUUCAUCCUGGUAUCAUGUAAACUGAAAAGGAAUUUUGUUCCCAACACACCCAACACACGCAACGGUUGAGUGUCACCCGAACAUUUUGAAGUCGGAUUCUCUGAAGGUGCCAAAGUUGCCUUUCCGAUUGUCACUAAGAGCUACAAACUCAUUGGCAACAGGUACAAUACAAAGUUUGUCUGUUCUCUGUUUGUGGGUGUUCAGUAUUGUCAGAUUACUAAACCUUGUUUGUGUGGUAAGUGACAGAUCUGGGUGACCAAAGUAAAAAAAGGUUAUUUUACUAUACGAAAAAUUGGAUGGGCUAAAGCCCUCAGCAUUGGCAACAGCUACAAGACAAAGUUUGUCUGUUCUCUGUUUGUGGGUAUUCAGUAUUUUCAGAUUACUAAACCAUUACUAAACCUUGUUUGUGUGGUAAGUGACAGAUCUGGUACCCUGGUAGCCUGUUCCAGGCUCUCAGAUAGUGGGGAAGACGCGAAAGAAAAAGAAAGAAAAAGGCACGCGAAAAGUUGGCGGGGCCAGUUUCCUCCCGUUUUAGCUUUCUCAAUUCAGUGGACCCGACUAUCUCGGAGCCUGGAACAGGCUACUACCCUGGGUGCCAGGGACUUUUUUAGCGCGGUUUCCGGUUUCUGCCAAGUGAAGAUGUGUCGGCCUUCGGCGAACACCGAAAAUUCCCGCCGCACGAGAAAAAAACCUCUGGUAGCCAGGGUACAGAUGUGGGUGACCAAAGUAAAAAAAAAUUAUUUUACCAUCCAAAAAAGUGGAUGGGCUAAGCCUAAAGUUCCCCCCCCCCCCCCCCAGGGGCCCGGGUUGGAAAAUUUUUCAACCUUUUUUUCUCUCCCUCUUCAAAGCCACAUUUUUUUUCUAACCCUUUUUUCCCCUCCCCCUCUGCAAAAGCGGGCUUAAAGGUAUUUUUUUCUUUUUCCACACACAACCCAUACCCCACAAGCGCGUGACAUCCCGCUCCCCCCCCCCCCCCCCCCCCCGCGAGGUCCCUGUGUGGAUAAUUCUUCAAUCUGAUUUACUCUCUCUCUCUACAGCGCAUCUUGCUUUUCAACGCUUUUGCGACCUCACGCAUGUGCAAAGCAGGAUUCAAGGUUCUUGAUGUCUUUCCCAUAAGUAACUCUUACCCUCAAGGGACUGGAACUCACGGUGCCAAGGGACCAGUUAAAAACGAUAUCGUACAUUAUAGUAACUUGGCCUUCAGUCCAGUUGAGGAAUUGUUGGAGCAGUAUUUUGGCGGAGAUUAA